Clonostachys solani is the source of this 1467-nucleotide messenger RNA. The record is from the annotation of a GenBank genome assembly. NCBI's taxonomy places the organism in Eukaryota, Fungi, Ascomycota, Sordariomycetes, Hypocreales, Bionectriaceae.
AUGACACAAGUGCUCAGUGGCGAUGAACAUGAGCCAGGCGCCGGGGGGUCUGAAAGCUUCGAUAUAGCCUUCAAAAUCGUAUUGGACGAUGACUCUGACCCUGCAUCCCCGAGAAGCAUGCCAAGUCCCCGGAAAUGGCUUAUCGUGGCAACCAUUUGUACAGCAAUUGUCUGCGUCCAGCUGAGUCAAGAAUUUGCAGCUUCGCGGCUUGUGUCUGCCACUGGGCUGUCCACUUUCGUCUUCGGUAUAGCAUUCGGGCCCUUGCUUUCCGGCCCAUUGAGUGAACACUUUGGCCGGAGACGAGUCUACCUUGUGGCGUGGCUCACCUUCAUUAUAUUCACGAUUCCGUCUGCCGUAGCGCAGAAUAUGGGCACCCUCAUCGCCACUCGCUUUUUCGGCGGGUUUUGCGGUAGCACUUUUCUAUCAGUCUCUGGGGGAACGGUUGGUGACAUCUUCGCCAAAGAUGAGUUGCAAAAACCCAUGGCAUUGGUGUCAUUGGCGUCCUUCCUAGGCCCAUCAUCAGGUCCCUUCCUCGGUGGAUUCAUCAACUAUUACCUGCAUUGGAGGUGGACAUAUUACAUCAUGCUGAUAUGGUCAGUCCUGAUCUUCCUUGCCAUCCUACUCAUUCCCGAAACGUUCCACCCGAUUGCGUGCGAGGCCAAAGCCUGCAAGCUCAGGAUUGAGACGGGAGAUAUGAGGUACUGGGCACAAUCAGAGACGACUCGCCAUUCAAGCCCAAAGACGAUAGCCCUCACUCUAUUGCGGCCUUUUCAACUAUUUUUCCUGGAGCCGAUGUGCUUUUGCUUGAACAUUUACUCGGCCAUCUUGCUGGGAAUCUUGUACCUUUUCUUUGGAGCAGUUCCUCAAAUCUUUCGUACCAACUAUGGCAUGAAUCUUUGGCAGAGUGGUCUCACAUUCCUAGGCAUUAUCAUCGGUAUGGGGUUGGCAGUUCUCACUAACCCCCUUUGGAUUCUUAUGCGAUUACGAUUGGUCGCCCGACACAGGCAAGAAACAGGCAAGGACGAUGCAAGCGAGCCAGAGUAUCAGCUACCACCCGCGAUGGUGGGAGGUAUCUUGAUACCAGUUGGCCUGUUUUGGUUUGCAUGGACGAUCCAAGGGACAAUUCACUGGUUUGUUCCUAUAUUGGGCUCCUCGUUCUUCGGCUUCGGGGUCAUCUUGGUAUACAAUGGCAUCUUCACGUUUCUAGUAGAGGCGUACAGCCCAUACGCAGCAUCAGCUCUCGCCGCAAACGGCUUCGCCAGGGCAUUUCUUGCGGUGUCCAGAUCUGACGAUGAACGAGCAGCUACAUUUCCGCUGAUUCAAAUUCCCAUGUUUGAUCAGCUUGGCUAUUCGUGGGGCACGAGUGUACUGGCAUUCCUGACUGUUGCCAUUAUGCCAUCCCCCUGGCUAUUCUUUAAAUAUGGCAAGUUUCUGCGCAGCAAAAGCAAGUUUGCUUCGACGCCUUGA